CCCCCGCUGCACAGACGGACCGGAUCGUGAGGAUCGUGCGGUACCGGAGCGAUGCAAUCACACGAGCUCACGCAGAUGCUGCAGCGCAGACGGGACGCCACCGAGCGGGUCGCGAGCGCACCGGGGAGCCCGCGCGUGACCGAGGCGCGGCCGGAGGAGCAGGACGCGGGGAUGCGCGCGGAGCCGCGGGUGGAGGAUGCGCGCGAGGAGCCGGCCUGCGCUAACGGCGACGCCACGACCGAGCUCGCGCACAAGCUGAACCGCAGGCUCGAGAUCGGCGGCGGCGCGCGAGCGGGCCAGAUGAAAGUGUUCAACCCCUACACCGAGUUCAAAGAGUUCAGCCGCAAGCAGAUCAAACAGAUGGAGGAGAUGUUCAAAAGGUUCGACUCGGGUAAGGACGGUUACAUCGACUUAAUGGAGCUGAAGAUGAUGAUGGAGAAGCUCGGAGCUCCUCAGACUCACAUCGGCCUGAAAAACAUGAUCCGCGAGGUGGACGAGGACUACGACGGCAAGCUCAGCUACCGGGAGUUCCUGCUGAUUUUUCGGAGAGCUGCAGCAGGGGAGCUGGAGGAUGACGACCCUCUCAUGGCUCUCGCUCGGCUCUCCGAGAUUAACGUGUCCAACGAGGGCGUAAAGGGGGCGCGGGACUUCUUCGAGGCCAAGGCUCAGGCUCUGUCUGUACGCAGUAAGUUUGAGGCCGAGCUCCGUGAAGAGAAAGAGGAGAAGGAGAAGAUGGAGGAGGAACGAAAACAACGACGUGCUGCAUUCAAAGAACUGCAGUCUGCAUUCUGCUCCUGAACACACACACACACACACACACACACACACACACACACACACACUGUACCUCCUGUUGAUAGAUGCUAAAGCUCAUCACUGUAACUGUACCUAACGUAGCUCUCACGCACGCACACACAGCUUUAACGGCCCGGUCACACCAGUUUUUGUAUGCAAAAUUCUGUGUGCAGAACGACAUUUAUUUGAAUUAAUGUUUAUUUUAGAGCUGCAACUUUGCUGCUACCACUAGCAGCAUUUUUGAACCUCCAAAGGCUCAGUGCUUCACAUUUAUAAACAGUUGAUCAACUAAAUGAGUGAUCAACUAAAUAUAAUAUUACUCAACCUGACUAACACAUGGUUUGCAGUCAGUCAGGACGCUGGAGAAGAUGAUUCCAGUGUGUACAUGUAUUUUAUGAUUUUAUGGUUUUUAUUGUUUACGAGGAGAUGAUACCUUGCUAACACUUCCAACAUAGCAAACUUCUGAACUGAUUUGGUCCCCCAAGUACGUUUGAAAAGUUGAAUUGGAUUUAUGAAGCUUGCAAAACCAAAAUUACAUUGAAAAUUGUUAGAAUCUAAAUGGCUGAAAUCAUUUCUGAGUAAAAUCUCCCAGUCUGAGCGUAAUCACUCCCACAAGUUUUAGGUGUGACCGGGCCUCAUGAUGUGAGCUUCCUAUUUUAUUUUUUGGUAGUCAUUCUAUUUUUUAAACAGAUGUAUAAUAUAAGAGAGUAAUUUAGUAAGUAACAAUCAUAGUAAAUUAUAAAUACAUUUAUUUAGAUGUAACAUUCAUAAAUCUGUGAAGUUAAAAUUAUUAGGUUAUUUUUUUAAAUUAGAAAUGAGGGGACAUGAUAUAUAAGGGCACUUAUUACUUUAUCCUUAUUUGUUUGUAACCUUCUACACUACUCAUGCUUUGUUAAAGUUUAUCGUUAAACAAGUA
Molecule: messenger RNA, 1711 nt
Organism: Trichomycterus rosablanca
Lineage: Eukaryota; Metazoa; Chordata; Actinopteri; Siluriformes; Trichomycteridae
Gene: efhd1
Product: EF-hand domain family, member D1
Exons: 4
Coding region: 52-798 (248 amino acids)
Molecular function (GO): calcium ion binding
Source: RefSeq, a predicted model, not a curated record